Anoplopoma fimbria (sablefish) is the source of this 2379-nucleotide messenger RNA. It is a transcript of the gene ankrd6b, whose product is annotated as ankyrin repeat domain 6b. Gene Ontology annotation, molecular function: protein binding. Lineage: Eukaryota; Metazoa; Chordata; Actinopteri; Perciformes; Anoplopomatidae. The record is from RefSeq and is a predicted model, not a curated record. The transcript has 15 exons. Bases 1 to 2331 code for a protein of 776 amino acids.
AUGAGCCAGCAGGAUGCGGCUGAGGUCCUCGCACUGUCCGAGCGCCUCCUCAUAGCUUCCCACAAGGGGCAAGCCGACAAUGUGGUCCAGCUCAUCAACAAGGGCGCGAAGGUAGCCGUCACCAAGUAUGGCCGGAGCCCCCUGCAUUUGGCCGCCUACAAAGGCCACAUCGAGGUGGUGCGUGUCCUGCUCAAAGCUGGCUGCGACCUGGACAUCCAAGACGACGGGGAGCAGACGGCGUUGCAGCGGGCCGCCAUGGUGGGAAACAGCGACGUCAUCAGCGCUCUCAUCCAGGAAGGGUGUGCACUGGACAGGCAGGACAAGGAUGGAAACACCGCUCUCCAUGAGGUGUCCUGGCACGGCUUCAGCCAGUCUGUCAAAGUGCUGGUGAAGGCCGGAGCCAACGCUCACGCCAAAAACAAGGCAGGAAACACCGCUCUCCACCUCGCUUGUCAGAACGGUCACUCUCAGAGCUCCAAGGUUCUGCUCCUGGGAGGAUCCAGGCCCGACAACAAGAACCAUGUGGGGGAUACGUGUCUGCAUGUGGCGGCCCGCUACAACCACGUGGCUGUGAUCCGCAUCCUGCUGGGAGCCUUUUGCUCGGUGUCAGAGAAGAACCUGGCUGGGGACACGCCGCUGCACGUGGCUGCUGCUCUGAAUCAUAAGAAGACGGUACGUCUGCUGCUGGAGGCGGGAGCAGACAGCCACAUCUGUAACAACGCAGGUCAGACGGCUCUGGACCAGGCCAGAGAACACAACAACCCAGACGUGGCUCUUCUCCUGACCAAAGCUCCUCAGGUUCAGAGUUUUGUGCGUGGCAGGAGUGUGAGGAAGAGGAGAGACAAGCUGAAGGCGGAGGGCAGAGCUCAGUCUGUGCCCAGAGAUGAGAUGCUGCCCCGUAAGGACAGUGCUGCAGAUGACACCCAGAGCAGUGACCGCGUCUUUAAACGCGCUGAGGUUACCGAGACCAACACCAAGACGGGAAAGAACAGGAAGCAGAAAGAGAAACCGUCUUUGUCCGACCCCCUCCGCCGCAGAGAGACCAGGCACAGCGAAGCCUUUCACAAGAGGAAGUGCAAACUGCGAGGAGCCAACAUCCCUCCGCACAACUACAAAGCCUAUCAGCUCUACACGCUGUACCGCGGCAAGGACGGCAAGAUCAUGCAGGCUCCUCUGAACGGCUGCCGCUGUGAACCUCUCAUCAGUAAACUGGAGAACCAGCUGGAGGCCACCAAGGAGGAGAUGAAGACUGAAAUCCACACCGUCCAGGACCUGAUGAACAGCAAGAUGGGCCAGCUGGACCGCAAGAACAAACACCAGAUCCGAGCUCUUGAUAAGAUGACGGUGGAGCGAGUGUCGGCAGAGAAGACCGAGUGUCUGCAGAGGAUCGAGCAGCGAGCCCUGCAGGAGAGGCUGGAGGCAGAGAAGAGACAGCAGGCGUCCCUGGUCAGUGAUUUGAAGAGCUGGUGUCUGUCCAAGCUGCAGAACAUAGACCUUCGCUUCACAGGCGACCCCGGCAGCACCAAGCUGCGGCGCUCGUCCUCCGUGGCCGAGGGCCUGAUCGAAGCCGAUGGAGCCGGCCUCACUGUGCUGCCCUCUGGUGAGGAAGGAAGCUCCCAGGGCCUGGAGCUCCACGACAGCCCCGUCCUCCUGGACUCCAGCCGGGUGGAGACCAGUGCGACGGAGGGCGGCUCAGCCAACCACUACUUUGUGGUUCACGUGGAGAGCUCUCCAGACGCUGAUAAGGCUCAUAAAGCAGAAGUCGUCUCUCCUGCAGCAGCCAAGAGCCCGCUGUCGUCUGUCCAGGUGGUUCGACCGAAGGAGCGCCCUGGGAUCUGUGCCGACCCCCAGAGGAAGAACCAGGACCCGCAGGACGUGGACACGGAGCAGGAGGCGAGGGGGGGCAGGAAUCACAGAUCCAGCAGCUUGUCUCCGGCUACAGAACGCCGCGGCAGCAGCAGCAGGACUGAAGCCGGGCUCAGAGACAGGGAGCGAGGCCGGGACAGAGGGAAACACCACAAGAAGCACUCCCAGGGCAGGACUAAGUCCAGAGGGGCCACGGGGGUCAGGACCCUGGAGGUCUUUGGAGACCAGCCCAGUGAACCCUCCUUUGCUCAGGAGAAGGACAACAUGCACGCCUUAGAGGUGACCCAGUACUUCUUCGAGGCGGUGUCGACGCAGAUGGAGCGCUGGUACGAGAGGAAGGUGCAGGAGGCUCGCUGGCAGGCCGACCAGAGGGCUCAGGCCGACCGAGCCGCUCUGAUGGAGAGGAUCGGAUACCUGGAGGACGAGCUGCGCAUGCUCAGGACUAACAGACAUGACGACUGCUAACACGCACACACACACACACACACACACACACACACACACACACACACA